UGAGUUUCAGGCGCGGAGGGCUGGGCUCCGCGCGGAGUGCGGCCAACCGGGACCGUAAAAGGCUGGAGCGCGCGGGUAGGUGUGGCUUUGCGUUCGUGACCGGAGCCCGGGUCCCUGUCGCCGUCGUGUCCCGAGCUGCGGCCUCUCAGCCAUGGGCGCCGUCUGGUCCGCCCUGCUGGUCGGAGGGGGUCUGGCCGGAGCGCUGUUCGUCUGGCUGCUGCGGGACAAGGGAAAGAAGGGGGACGCGGAGCGGGAGAAGGACGCCGCUCUGGGAAAGGCUGCGUCGGCCGGAGGCGAUCAGCGUGGCGGCAGCGGACUGAGCCCGGGACCUUCCAGGCGGGAGCCGAUCACCAAACCAGAGCAUCUUCAAGAAAGCAAUGGGUGUUUGGUUUCAGAGACCAAAGGCCCUGGCAGCGUGCAGGAAGCAGCGUGGAGACUGCAGAGUCCUCCUGGAGAACACGGUGACCAUGACAAUUCAAGACAGCAUGCUCCUUUUGGAUGGUUUCCGGAUGCACAAUCUGUAGCUACAUCUGCGAUCGCAGGCCACGUAGAAGCUUCAGGCAGCGAAAGUCAUGAAUCUCUUAUGGGAGAAUGGGGAUUCCAAAAAGGACAAGAGGUGCCUGCUAACGCAGCUCCAUGUUUGGCAGAGACACUGCCUUCUAGCAUCCUGCUCGUGGACAGAGGUGAAGACGACGUGAGCCUUGCCCAGCUGGACAGACAGGACUCGGAGGACUGGGAGAUGGUGUCCAGGCACUCGUCUUGGGGGGAUAUUGGCUUGGGUGGCAGUCUUGAGGCUCCGACGUUAAGCCCGAACCAGGGAGCGGACUAUGGCAGAAACAGUCUUGUGGAAGCAAGUGGUCAGGAAAUGGAUGUUAAGACAAAAAGGAUAGUGAUGACUUCAGAGUCUCAGCAAGUUAGUGUCAGGUUCCAGGUCCAUUAUAUCACCAGCACUAGGGUGCAGUUCGUUGCCGUCACUGGAGACCAUGAGAGGCUUGGGAGGUGGACCACUUACCUCCCCCUCCAGUACAGCUCGGGGGGGCUCUGGUCUCGUUCUGUCUCCCUGCCAGCAGAUACAGUGGUCGAGUGGAAGUUUGUGGUGGUAGAGAAGGGGCAAAUUACUCGCUGGGAAGAAUGCAGCAAUAGGCUGCUGCAAGUUGGCCGCGGGGAUACGUUGGUUCACAAGUGCUGGGGGAUUCACUGAUGCGGUUUGCAGGGGGUUGAAGAAACCGUUGCAGAAUAUGGAAGGGGCUCAGGUUGUGGAGCACACUCAAUAAUCGGAAAUAAAGGAGGUUUAACUCUAAGUUUAGCCGAGUUGUUUCAGAUUUGCUAGUGGCUUUUGUUUAAUGUGCAGAAAUAUGUACGUGGAUAAUGCUUCCAGUGAGUGUGGGCUUUUUCUGUGGCCGUGGUGAAUGGAUUAUGCUGACCCAUCAAUACUAUAGGGCUUGGUCCUCUAGGGGAGUGAUGUGGCUAAGCUUGGUCAGGGAGCACAAAAGCUAACCAGCUGCACAGGGUUCAAGCUUGAGCCUUUGGGUAAUCCUUAAAGCAGGGGAGUGAAACAAGUUGAUGUCCUUGUGUGCAGCUGGAGAAACGUGCUUUUAACUACAUGUACUAUACGCUUUAUGUUUAAAAAUAGUUGCCACCAUAUGGAACUGUGAGCAGAAAACAUCUGGUCAACUAGAUGUGAUUAGGAAGGUUAUGAGAUUUCCCAAUGUUUUUGGCUUGAUUUUACCUGCCUGGUAUGAUUUGAAGGUAGCAAGUAUGUCUUUGUCGUGUGAUCGAAGGCUAGUGUAGAAACAAGGGCCUAAUCAGAGUCCAUCAUCAAAAGCAGGCCAGGAGGAAAGGGAACAGAAAUGGGGUUGAGGUGAGGGCUAGCCAGGUGGCCUGAAUGCUAGCUCUUAGAGCACUGGGAGGUACAGGUAGACACACCUGACUGCAGGGAGGGACACACCCACCUGUUGGGGUCCAACCCCAGCAGGUCCAGGAGUUUCCAAAGGUGUGGACAGAGUCGGCAAAGGAGGAAUGACAUGGAAACAGCGUUCAGUUGAUCAUCAUAGCUAGGUUCUCCCUUUAUUGUCCUAUUACAUCUGUAUUUAUACCAGUUGAUUUUAAUCCUAUCCAUUCUAUUCCAAAGGUUAGGGCGUUUCUUAUCUCCAUUCCAAGGUUACUCUAUUGUUCUAUUAAGCUACAAGGAAGUAACUGAAAGAGAUUAUCCUAAGUAAAGAUUAUGUAGCUUAAGCGUGAUUGUUCAUAGUUAAAGUGAUUACUCGCCUGGCACUUAGUUAAGGGGUUUUAUUCCCUUCCUAACUCCAGGGAAAAAUCCCCACCUGGGGAAACAACCUUUCUCAGAGAGGUGACCUUGGUUAAAACAUAUAGCGCUAAGAAGGGGAGCAAACAUAUUAAGAACAGUAUGCCAUAUACGCCAGGUCCCUUGAAACAUAUGCUGUGCAGAUGUUUCUUCCCUGCAGUGACUGUGUCAAGCAGCAAGGGUGGAUCGGCUUCCGGCAAAUUCCCCCAUUUUUAUUUUUUAAAUGACAGCGCGUGUAUAUCAGUGGCCACCUCUCGGAUUCGGUUGUUUAAGCCUCAGAAGACUUGUUUGUGACUUUGCCAACAGGUCAGUCCGAGGCUUAACCCUAUAUCAGCUCCCCACACCCAUCCUUUACUCCUGGGCUGUUGUGGAACCAUCUGUGCCCAUGGCAACCGGGGGGG
Molecule: messenger RNA, 2706 nt
Organism: Myotis daubentonii (Daubenton's bat)
Lineage: Eukaryota; Metazoa; Chordata; Mammalia; Chiroptera; Vespertilionidae
Gene: STBD1
Product: starch binding domain 1
Cellular component (GO): membrane
Molecular function (GO): starch binding
Source: RefSeq, a predicted model, not a curated record